Messenger RNA from Condylura cristata (star-nosed mole), 2673 nucleotides. RefSeq names its product WD repeat domain 63 (gene DNAI3). Gene Ontology annotation, molecular function: dynein heavy chain binding; dynein light chain binding. The transcript is spliced from 22 exons. The coding region runs from base 1 to 2673 and encodes 890 amino acids. The record is from RefSeq and is a predicted model, not a curated record. Gene Ontology annotation, biological process: cilium movement involved in cell motility; inner dynein arm assembly. Lineage: Eukaryota; Metazoa; Chordata; Mammalia; Eulipotyphla; Talpidae. Gene Ontology annotation, cellular component: inner dynein arm.
AUGGCACCAAAAUCUCAAAAAACCAAGAGCCCCCAUGCAGCAAAAAAGUUAAAGCUUGACAAAGAUAAAUAUGCAUUGCCUGAUAAUGAAGAAGUAGAAGCUCUAAAUAUGGCAAACAUGGGUCAUCCAGAAAUUUAUCCGUUAGUGUUAACUACCAUGACCCAGGAAAUAUUUCAAUGCCGAAUAGAUCAAGAUGUCACAGAGGAAAAACCUUAUAAACUUAUCAAAAAAGAAGCUAUUCUUGAGGACUUUAAAAACAGAGCUGCAGUAUCUGAUUUCUACCCAGUCAAAAAAAUCAUUCAGGACUACCCUGGCGAUGAGCUUCUGAUUGUUUAUGACAUAGACUUCAAAUAUGGACUUAACUUUUAUCUUAUUGGAACUGAAGAGGGCAAGGAAAACUAUUUAAAUCCACCAGAAGCGUCAGAAGAACAGGAUGAACUUAAAGAAUUUAAAGAGCAUCUUCCCGAGGACAUGUAUGUUUAUAAGCCACCUGUCUCUAAACCAUGGGUUUCUUUGGGCAGUGAAAAAGAAAUUGAGGAAGAAUCGGUCAGAGGAUCUACAAAGCAGAUCACAUACAUGAUUUCUCGAAAACGAGAAGAAUUUGGUAGUAAGAUUUACUUCAGUGACCAGAAUGCCUCCAGUGUAAAAGAUGCCUAUAUUGAGUGUACGUCCUAUCCAGAUGAAAACUUUACCAUUAAGCAACUUGAGAAAGAUGUUGGCACUCAAGUAGUUCCCAAUGUCAAGGACACAACUACUCAAACAAGAUGGACAUAUCCCAAAAAUGCAGCUACCCAAUAUUACCCAAGAGAAUUUUCAGAAGAGGAAAAAGAGACAUUCAGACAAUCAAAGUCUUUGAUUGAUUUUCUUAACAAUGUGACCACAAGUGUUGAAAUAGCUCUGCAGCAAAAUGAAAUCAUGAACACAUUUGUUGAUGACUGGAAAAACCUGGCAGAAGAGGAAGGCACCUUUGGGGACAAGUCCGACACCCACCUGAAAGAAUACCAGUCCUUUACCGACCUUCACAACCUGACGGAGAAAAUGAUCACCUGCGUCUGCUGGCACCCAGUUAUUUAUGGGCUGAUAGCUGUGUCUGUGGCUGUGCGGCUCUCCUUGGAAGAAAGAGUCCACUUUUCUGGUAAACUGUUGCUGCAGCCAUCACUGAUCCUUUUCUGGAGUUUCUCAGAUCCCAUACAUCCUCAGUUAAUGCUGGAAAGCCCAGAUGACAUCUUCUGCUUCAAAUUCUGUCCAAGCAACCCUAAUAUCAUUGCUGGAGGCUGCAUAAAUGGCCAGAUCAUCUUAUGGGACAUAACUGCACAUGCUGAGCGCAUAGAAAACAUCAAGGCCGGAGGAAGUAGAAGUAAAAAGGCUACCCUCAAGCCUAUGUUUCUCCUUGAACCAGACAGUAAUAAAGAAGUAGCAUAUAUCAGACACUGUGCAGUCUCCUCAAUAGAGAACGGACAUAAGAAAGCCAUUACAGACAUACACUGGCUGCCUGACAACUUUGAGAUAAACAGAUUGGGUUCUGUCUUUGAGAAUCGAAGUGGAAUAUGCUGCCAGCUUGCCACGUGUUCAGCUGAUUGCACAAUAUGUUUUUGGGAUAUCAGAGCACAAAAAGUCUCAACCCCCCAAACAACAGAGAAGAAGAAAGAAGAAGUUAUUGAGAUUCCUUUUGAUGUACCCUCUACUUUUUUGCAUCUAGAUCUCUCCUGGAAACCUCUCAAUAAGAUAAAACUGUCUAAAGGUGAAACCAGUUUAGACCACUGCCCAACCAAGAUAAGCUUGGGAGGAGACCAUUACUUGUACAAAACACAAGACAAGCUAUUAGCUCAGGCUAAGGCAGGGAAGACAGGAGAAAUGACCCCGUACCUUAAUCUGGAAGCAGGGCUGAACAAUUUUCUGAAGCCAUUAGAAGACUUCUCCACAAAGUUGUUUGUGGGAACAGAGGAAGGUGAAGUAAUAUACACAGACUGGAAAAUGGAAAGAGACCCUGAAACCGGCCGACUGGUGGCCAAGAAGCCAGUGAGUCUUUACACCGUCCAUGAUGGAACCGUCCACACUGUUCAAAGAUCUCCAUUUUACAGUGACAUUGUUCUCACCAUUGGGGGAUGGAACGUGGCCAUCUGGAAAGAAGGUGUUAUGAGUGGACCCUUACUUCAGUCAUCCUGUGCACCAAAAAGAUACACCUCAGGACACUGGUCCCUCACCAGGCCUGGAGUCUUCUAUAUCGGCCGAGAAGAUGGAUACAUUGAUAUCUGGGAUCUUCUGGAGAAAACCCACGAACCAGCUAUGUCACAAAAUAUUUGCAUAACUAUGAUCACCUGCAUCAAGCCCUGGACCUUUUCUGUUAAGCAGCAAUUUAUAGCCAUCGCUGAUUAUUAUGGAACCCUGCAUAUAUUAGAAAUUCCUUGGACAUUAAGUCACCCUUCCAGCAAUGAGGCAUCAAGUAUAAACUACUACUUUGAAAGAGAAGUCAAGCAUCUGGAAUAUGUGGAACAGCGAAAACUAAUUCGUGAGCAAGAAAAGAAAGAGAUGGAGCUGGAAAGGGAGAAGAAAAAAGUUAAAACGUAUCAGAAGUCAAAAGAACAAAUGGAGGCUGAAUUGAAAUUAGACUACGAGAGUUAUUUGGACCUGGAGAGGAGCAUCCUUGUCAAUCUUGAGCUGCUCAAAUUGUAA